CCAAACCUCAAUCUUGCGGUACAGCCCUUGACUCAAGAUGCCUUUGCUGAGUUCGGCACCGUCGUCGAGAAUCCAGUGAGUGCAACUGGGAGAUCUCAACAGCCAAAGGUCGUCAAGGCGAACCAAGGCUCGGCUCUCAAGUACAUCGACGUCUCCCAUGUCACCGACUACUAUUAUCUGGCCCCUAGUGGGAAUCCUGCCAGGGCUGUUAUGAACAUGUUCGUUUGUUCACCGCGCCGAUUGCAGUCCAACAGUAGCAGUUCGGAUAUCACUCAGGAACGGACAUCGAAAUUUCCUGUGCAGAUUCUGGAACGACACCCGUUCACCCCCCAAACCUUUGUUCCACUCGGUCUUGCGGCCGAAGAUGCAACAACGGCUUACCUUGUCAUCGUCGCUCCUACAUGCAAAGCGAUGGACCAACCACUACUCUAUCCCCAACAUGUCCCGAAACGACAACGGAGCUGGACCGAGAUUUUCUUCAGGGCUCAACCUUCUUCAGUUGACAACUCUACACUGUCGUCGUCGGAGUCUAGCCCUGAGCCCCAGCUGCCUAAAGGUCCGGGCGAGCCAGAUCUCACCCGGGCGCGCGCUUUUCUUGCCAAUGGUUCGCAAGCUGUCACCUAUGGUCCUGGUACAUGGCAUGCGCCAAUGGUUGUGCUUGGCGCGAAAGCUAUCGAUUUUGUAGUCGUACAGUAUUCCAAUGACGUUGGCCUGGAAGACUGUCAAGAGGUGGAAAUCAGGACAGAAACCGGAUCAGAUGGGUUGAAUGUUGUCAUUGAUAGU
Molecule: messenger RNA, 783 nt
Organism: Aureobasidium namibiae CBS 147.97
Lineage: Eukaryota; Fungi; Ascomycota; Dothideomycetes; Dothideales; Saccotheciaceae
Product: ureidoglycolate hydrolase
Exons: 1
Biological process (GO): allantoin catabolic process
Molecular function (GO): ureidoglycolate lyase activity; ureidoglycolate hydrolase activity
Source: RefSeq, a predicted model, not a curated record